Messenger RNA from Rhizoctonia solani, 381 nucleotides. RefSeq names its product Trm112p-like protein. Lineage: Eukaryota; Fungi; Basidiomycota; Agaricomycetes; Cantharellales; Ceratobasidiaceae. Gene Ontology annotation, molecular function: protein heterodimerization activity. The transcript is spliced from 4 exons. Gene Ontology annotation, biological process: peptidyl-glutamine methylation; tRNA methylation; rRNA (guanine-N7)-methylation. Bases 1 to 381 code for a protein of 126 amino acids. The record is from RefSeq and is a predicted model, not a curated record.
AUGGUCCGUCUCAUAACCCACAAUAUCCUCGCAUGCCAUGCCAAAAACUGCAACUCGAACAACUUUCCGCUAAAGUUCAAGGACGCACAGUUGGCCGUCAAAGAGGCCGAGUUUAAUCCCGACUUUUUACGAAAGUUUAUGCCCAGGUUGGAGUGGUCUGCAUUGGUGGACACUGCAAGACAAUUGGGGGAUGAUAGUUUACCAGAGAUGCAACCCGCACCCGGUACAGAAGACGAAGAGUUUUUACAAAAGCUGCACCAUGUCUUGCUCGAGAUCCAUGUUGAAGAAGGCGCAAUGAUUUGCCCGAAUUGUGGUCAUGCAUACAUGAUCAUGCAGGGUAUACCCAAUAUGCUCCUCGCCGAACACGAAAUCGCUCGAUAA